Molecule: messenger RNA, 563 nt
Organism: Gongylonema pulchrum
Lineage: Eukaryota; Metazoa; Nematoda; Chromadorea; Rhabditida; Gongylonematidae
Source: the annotation of a GenBank genome assembly
UUUUUUCCUCCGAAAACUGCGAAUGGCGUUGCAAAUCUCUUCUCCAAACUUGAUCGCUUCCGUGAAGGUAAUCCGAUGUUUGUGGAUGUCACCUGGCAUUUUGGAUCAGAUCCUGGUAACAUCAACAAGGAGACGUCGUCAUCGUCCAUAGCGGCCGGCUGUCUCGAUUAUUGUGGCGUGGAUACCAUGCUGCACAUAACCUGUGCGCAGUAUACAAAGGAACAGUCGAUCAGACACUUAGAACAGAGCAAAGCACUUGGUUUGAAGAAUAUCUUGGCUCUUCGCGGUGAUCUGCCCCAACAGGUGGCGAUUUUUAUGCGUUUUUGCCGUGCAGCGCUAGAGCGCUGCAUCAGGCAGCAAAAACGCAUAUUGCAACGACCCUGUCUGUGUGUGUAUGUAUGCUUGUGUGUGUGUGUGUGUUCGUCCGUCCGGGUAUUUCAACUCGUUAACCACGCAAGCUUUGAAGCUGAAAUUUUGCCAGUGUGUUCCCCAGUCAGGUACCACCCCAGGAACGCAGUUUCAACCCUCACGCACGUCUGGGCCCCGCGUACGGACAUGUGAAA